Molecule: messenger RNA, 5107 nt
Organism: Cygnus olor (mute swan)
Lineage: Eukaryota; Metazoa; Chordata; Aves; Anseriformes; Anatidae
Gene: ALPK1
Product: alpha kinase 1
Exons: 13
Coding region: 975-4292 (1105 amino acids)
Biological process (GO): protein phosphorylation
Molecular function (GO): ATP binding; protein serine/threonine kinase activity
Source: RefSeq, a predicted model, not a curated record
UUCUGGAGGAGGCGAAGGAAAUGAAGUGGCCCUUUGUGCCGGAGAAGUGGCAGUAUAAACGAGAUGUGGGCCCAGAGGACAAAACAAACCUGCAGGAUAUGAUCAGCGCCAGGCUCCCCGAUCUGCUGAUUUGAAACUUCCGACUCAAUUACAAAUGAAGACUAAAAUAGGCUGAGGCGAAUGGCUAUAAGAACACACAGGAAUCAGGAGUGCCGGCAAAACUGUGGCCGUACUCUGAGAAUGGUCUCGAACCUCGCUGCUUGCAGAGGUUUCUGCAAAGGGGACCUUCCUGAGCCUGCAGGCUGCGUGUGGGACCCUCGGUUUAUAAAGAGGGCAGAGAGAGUGGAUUAAAUCAAUAUUUCAUUUAUUUGGGCUUGUAAUUCCUCUUACAUCAGCUGCCGCAUAAAGAUCUCUGCAACUCCCUACCCCUCCUCCCCGCCCUCAUUUACUAUGCACCAAUAAUUUCCCUUUGACGCGAUCCUGCCAGCUCCGGUGCCAGAUGGCCCCCGCUCUGAGCUGCUCCCUCUCUCGGGAGCGGGCCCCAUUGUCAAGGCGAAGGAGGCAUCAAGGCUUUGAACCCGGUGCUGGGACCCAAACUUCAGCCCCGGUGCGAGAAGGAGCUACCCCGCUAAUGCAGGGAACCAUGCGCACAGCACACCCUCCCACUCAGCGCCAUUAAGCACAAGCCCUUCGCUGAUGGCUGUUUUGCAUUUUCCCCCACCGUCCGUGUAUAGAAAUCUCGUGCAGAUUUAAUUUGGACACCACCUGAUUCCACUUCCCAGGCGUGAGGUUCCCUUUGUGUCCCAAACUCAAUUAGACAUAUGCAUGGGGCAUCGCGGACACAGAUGUGAAAACAAAGUGCGCACGUACCUCGCUCUGUCUUUUCUCUUUCUCCCUGUCCACACAGAUGCACAUGAGGCCAGAAAUAAGGCAAGUGGACCUGCUAGCCUUACCCCGGCUUGCUCCAAAAAGCGAUGAGCCCAGUGGGCUGCUGGUGGUGCUCUGCCAGGCUGCUGCCUCUCAGGCAUCUCAUCUGGCAUGGUGAGGGGAGCGCACCAUGUGCCAGCAGGACAUAUUCGGGAGUCGCUGAAGAAUUUUGGAGCGGUGGGUGGAAGGUUUAUUUGAAGGCCUCCAUCAUGGCCAAGGACUGUGUGACUGCGGCUGCUGUUGUGUUCCUGAUCGACCGGUUCCUGUACUGGAUUGAUGCCUCAAGCAAGCUCCUGAAGAUCGCCAAGGGCCUGCACAAGCUGCAGCCCACCACGCCGAUCGGUCCUCAGGUGGUCAUCCGCCAGGCUCGCCUUGCCGUCAAUGCAGGUAAACUCUUAAAAGCUGAAUAUAUCCUAAGCAGCCUUAUUAAUGACAAUGGAGCAACAGGUACUUGGCAAUAUGCUAAUGAAAGUGAUAGGAUCCUUGUUCAGUCGGUCUGCUUACAAAUCAGAGGACAGAUUCUGCAAAAGCUUGGGAUGUGGUAUGAGGCAGCAGAGUUGAUUUGGGCUUCAGUUGUAGGAUAUUUCAAACUUCCUCUACCAGAUAAAAAGGGAAUUGCUACCUCCUUGGGUAUUAUAGCUGAUAUCUUUUCUUCCAUGAGUGAGAAGGAUUAUAUACGUUUUAAAACCAAUGCUGAGAUUGACCUGAGCCUUCUCCGGGAGUUCAGCCAUCGCUUACUAUCAGCUGCUGAAGCCUGCAAACUGGCGGCAGCCUACAGCCAGUAUACCCCACUGUUUGUGCUCACAGCAGUGAACAUCCGUGGGGUAUGUUUGCUGUCCUAUAGUCACUCCAAGGACUGUCCGCCCAAAAGGAGAAAGUUCUACUUGUCCGAAGCCAAAGAAACCUUCGAGAUCGGCCUCCUCACCAAGAACGAAAACAGUCCUGUCACCAGCAAGCAGGAGCUCCAUAGCUUUAUUAAAGCUGCUUUCUGCCUCACAACUGUGCAUCGAUGGCUCUAUGGGGACAGUGAGAAGCUCCAUGAGGUGGGUCAGCUCUGUAGGGAAGCCAUGGGAAAACUGCACGCGUACAGCACUUCGCUUGCAGAAGAGGAAGAGAAAGGAGUGCUUGCCAAGGAGAUCAUGUCUCUGAUCACGUCCGUUAAGAAGCACUUGCAAGUGGAAAGCUUUCCUAAUUCUGAUGCCAGGUCUUACAUUCCAGACAGUUACAAAAGCGCAGUGCAAAAACCUAUCCUGCAAGGGGAGGCCAACUUUGAGAAGAUCCUUGCCAAGCAUUCUCAGCAUCAUCUGUCAGUGUGUGAAGUGUUUAAAAAUACUUGCAGGAUUCAUAAAACCACACCAGGAGAAACGCACACGGGAGCUUGUGUCACAACCUUAAAAACAGAAACCAAAAACAUAGACACUGUGUGCACCACUGAAGAAGCAGCGUACCAGAGGAAAGGUGCUGGCAAAAUGGCCAAUACACAAAAAGCAGAAAGUAGCUCAGAGAGACUCAGUGGCCAAACAAGAAACAAACACAUCACUUCUGAUGUGAUCAAUAUUUCCUUUGAAGAAGAGACUGAACCAUUUGAAAUAGUAAUAAAUGAUGGAAACAGUGCUUUUGGCAGAUGGCAAAACAGGAGUCAAACCACCACUUCAGAGAACUCAUGGUGCAAGCUGUUGCUGUCAAGUUACUCCUCCAGCUGGGAGGAACUGAGCUGUAAUAGCAGCCAGGAGCCUCCCAGGGAAGGGCAGCAGCAGCAGCAGAAGGGCUCAGCAGAGGAGCAGUGUUGCACAACAGAAUCUGCCGAAUACGACCAAGUAGCUCACCUGCACUCACUGCCUCCAAGAGCCCAUCAGCCUUCUCCUCGAGAGCUCCCGCGUGGCUCAGUGGGGUCUCCUCACGCUCCCCCGGCCAGAAAGCCCAGGCAGGGUGGCUGCAGUACCAUGGACAGCAGGCUCAUACCAAGGCAGGCACCCAAAUCCCACUUGGCCUGGGUGCAGCCGGCGGGAGGAACCAGGGGCAGAAGUGAGGGUCCCUCGUCUGACCACAGCCCCGCCACAAAUGGGGUGGUUGAUGCAGAGUCUACAGGCACUGAGCCAGAAAUGGCCAGCGAGGCCCCUGUGGGUAACUGGUUGGGGAAAUCUCCAGCCGUGGCCGGGAACAGGUCUCACAAAAUGGUUGAUGUUGACCCCCAGGCAGAAACGAUAGAUGACACUGAAUUUGAUUUCAUCAGUAUUGGAGACUUGGUAAACAAUUAUCCCACAGCGACUGGUCCAGAGCAUCAGCCAGCUCCGGGUGCACCAACAGCUUUACCCUCAGGGGGAAAGAUGUCCAAAGUCAACUACUUUGACUGUGCUACUACUGAAGAAGAAGAAGAAAAGCCUCAGGACAGGGUGAGCAGCCAGAGGCCAUCCAGUUCAUCUCUAAGUCCAUGGCACAACUCAACUCAGAAGCCCAAGUGUUCCCCUGAAGGUCCAUUUCUGAAUCCAAGGGGAAAUGGUCUUGCCUUUACACCUGGGAGAACAAAGGAAGAAAUCCUUGAUGCUCGAAUUCUGAGGGAUGAUGACUAUGUGCAGCUUCUGGCAGGAGUAGAGCAUAACUGGCUUGUCCAGAGACUGAGGCCUACUGGAAUUUUUAAGCCUAAACAGCUUCAUAAAGCAUACUCAGCUCUUCUUUUGAAAUACUCAAAGAAAUCAGGCCUCUGGACAGGCCAGGAAACAGCUGUAUUCAUUGGGGACUACCUGAACGUGGCAAAGGAAGGCAAACAGAGAAAUGCAUUUUGGAUACACUUCCUGCACCAAGAAGAAAGCCUGGGAAGGUAUGUUGGGAAAGAAUAUAAAGAAGAAAAGGGGCUUCUUCAUCAUUUCAGUGACGUGGAACGACAAAUGACUGCUCAGUACUACGUGACGGAAUUCAACAAAAGGCUCUAUGAGCAAAAGGUCCCUACCCAAAUCUUUUAUAUCCCAUCUGCAGUACUUCUGAUACUGGAAAACAGAAAAAUAAAAGGAUGUGUGAGCGUGGAGCCCUACAUCCUGGGGGAGUUUGUGAAGCUGUCCAAUAACACAAAGGUGGUAAAGAACGAGUACAAAGCCACAGAGUAUGGUCUGGCCUAUGGCCAUUUCUCCUACGAGUACUCCAAUGGAACAGACGUUGUUGUUGACCUGCAAGGCUGGGUGACAGGGAAUGGGAAAGGCCUCAUCUACCUCACAGACCCACAGAUUCAUUCUGUUAAUAGCAAAGAUGUUUCACGCUCUAACUUUGGGAAGAGAGGAAUUUAUUACUUCUUCAAUAACCAACACGUGGAGUGCAAUGAAAUCUGUCGUUGCCUUUCUUUAACGAGACCCUCAGUAGAGCCACCAAUGUAGACUCACACAAGAGACCCAAGCAGAAGAUGACCCAUAAGAUGGGCAGUAUUUUAUCCUACACACUUCUAGGAGCAUGUUGUCUUCAUGAGAACAGAGGCCCUCAGAUGACACUCACGUGAGUCUGGUCAGCCAUUACCUGCACCAUUUUGGGAAAGUUCUGGUCUGUGCACCCCAGCUGGUAUUGCCAUGUUACCAUCUUGUGUACCAUCUGAAAUGCUUGUUCGUAUAGCCAUCUGUCAGACUUAGCAGAAGACCACAAGAGGAAGAAGAAAGCAGCCUCCAAAAUUCAGCUAGAGGUGUGUUACAAGACUGUAUAAACAUCCAGUGCAUCAGCAGACCCAGUGAGGGCAACAGGCACCAUCUGCUCUUCGGAAAUGGAGUAGGAAACAGAGCGAGACAGAAGCAGAGACUUGUGUUUCAACCAUCUGUAAAAUUCACAGAAAGUUGUAUAAAUGCUUCAGGGAACAAAUGGUGAUGUUUUGGGUUGUUAAAAAAUAAAAACACAAUUUCUUUCAGAGGGGUAUGUACGUAUAGGUGUGACCACACAAUAUUUAAAUAGAAGGAAAUAUGGUUUUAACUGCAACGGCCAAAAAAAUCUGCUGUUCUUCAAGGAAAAAAAUACUGGUCUCAAGCCAGGAAAAACUGUACAUGAAUAAUUUAGGCCUGCUACAUUUAAGAAACUCUCAGGAGAGAGUGGAAUAGUCCUCACUUAAGAACAACACAUCUCUUCUGACUGUAACGAAACUGUGAACACCAUAAGUUUUGCGAAUGAUUCUGUAACUAAUUCCAACAAACAAUCUCCCCAGGCACGAAUG